Molecule: messenger RNA, 6205 nt
Organism: Chelonus insularis
Lineage: Eukaryota; Metazoa; Arthropoda; Insecta; Hymenoptera; Braconidae
Gene: Pi3K92E
Product: phosphatidylinositol 4,5-bisphosphate 3-kinase catalytic subunit delta isoform-like
Exons: 8
Coding region: 476-3691 (1071 amino acids)
Biological process (GO): phosphatidylinositol 3-kinase/protein kinase B signal transduction; phosphatidylinositol-mediated signaling; phosphatidylinositol-3-phosphate biosynthetic process
Cellular component (GO): phosphatidylinositol 3-kinase complex; cytoplasm; plasma membrane
Molecular function (GO): 1-phosphatidylinositol-3-kinase activity; 1-phosphatidylinositol-4-phosphate 3-kinase activity
Source: RefSeq, a predicted model, not a curated record
GUCCACCCUAAUCCAAACGAAAUAAAUAAUGGCUGACCUGUGUCGUUAUUGCGUGCAUCCAACGAUAAUAAUAUUUACAUUGUAAGGCUGGGUUACAGUUUUACCUUGAAGAUUCAAGAAUUUGUUUUGGAGUUUUUGUUUUCUCACAAGUAACCAAGUGGAAAGUGAAAAAGCACAAUUGAUUAUGAUAUCAGCUCGUGAAGCGCGCUGAACAACCUGGCAUACGUAAAUAUGCAUCAUAACGAAAAAUUUAGCAAAAAAUGCUUUAAUAUAUUAUCAAAGUGUCCAUUGUUAUGACUUGUACAAUGGGAACAAACGAUGGAAUUCGAGUUUCUACAAAGUGAAAAAUGUAAAUAAACAUAAAAAUGAAGCGAAUUUUUAUUGUUGACCAAUAUUUUAGUAUUAUAGUUGUCGAUGUUGUCAAUGUCUGACUCAUACUCUUGAACUUAUCAAGAGUUUCAUUAAAUAUUUCACUAUGGUUCACAUACCGAGCGCAUAUACUUACGACUUUUGGACUAAAACUCCGACUGAAGUAGUCGAGUUGACAUGUCUCAUGCCCAAUGGUGUCAUCAUUCCAUUGGAAGCUAAUCGGAAUAUUACCCUCGCUGAAAUCAAAGAGGACUUAUGGGAAGAAGCAAGCAAGUAUCCGCUCCAUGGUACAUUAAAAGAUGCACCAUCUUACGUGUUCUCAUGCAUCAAUUCAAAUGCCGAGGCCGAAGAGUUAAGAGAUGAAAGCAGAAGAUUAUGUGAUAUAAAACCUUUUUGUUCUGUCUUGAAAGUUAUUGAAAGGGAAGGGGUCAAAGGUGACAGGAAUUUAGACUCACAGAUUGGUGUACUGAUAGGAAAAGGUCUUCAUGAGUUUGCUGCAUUGAAAAACUCCGAAGUCAAUGACUUUAGAUGGAAAAUGCGACUGUUGGGAGAUGAUAUCGCACUGCAACGACAAAAACUCGAUUGGGAGGAAAAGAUGCGCUAUCAAUAUCCACCUAGAUUAGCACCAACUUCAGCAAUUCCGAAAAAUAUUGAAUCUCGACUCAAGGAUGGGAACAUGCAGGUCCUUACUAAAUUUCAGAGUACUGAAACGACUUACACUUUUCAAAUAUCUCACGAUACAACGCCAUAUCAACUGAUAGAUCUAAUUUUAAAGAAACGUGCAAAUACAUUGAUGUCGAAGGAUGAAAUACCAUCGGAUUUUACGUUAAAAGUAUGCGGUCAAGAAGAGUAUUUGAUUGGUGACUAUCCGCUGAUUCAAUAUAGCUACAUUCAGAACUGCAUAUCACGGGAUAUCACUCCAACUCUCAUCACAAUAAAUAUAAAUAACGUCAUGGUAGAUCAGGAUAAUUUAUUCGAAAAUCCUGAGUUAGAUACUUUAAAACGAGCUCGACCGACUUUUUCUACUCUUACAUUGCGCAAAAAAGGUAAACAUAUUUCAGCUUGGAAAAUCGAAGAUUGGUUUGUAUUCAACGUCAAUGGGAUCUCUCGAUUGAAUUGUGAUGCAGCGAAUAGAACUGUUGAGGUGGGGUUACAAGCAGGUUUGUUUCACGGUGGAAAGUCUCUCUGUGAGAGUCAAAAAACCAAAGAAAUAACUGUCAAUCCCGAUGGUAGUUGUUAUUGGGAAGAAAUGCUCAAGUUUGAUAUCAGGGUCAAAGACAUACCACGUAAUGCACGACUUUGCUUCGUUCUUUAUGAAAUAAGUAAGACUGCUAAAGGCCUCAAAAAUCGAAGACUGGUUAAAGAUUCAAAACAAGAUUAUUUUAUAAAUCCAUUGUGCUGGGCAAAUACCACAAUUUAUGAUUUUAAAUCACAAUUCAAAACGGGUGCAAUGACACUUUAUACAUGGACAUAUGUUGAAGACAUGCAAAAUGAAGAUUUGUUACAUCCUCUUGGGACUGUUGUAUCUAAUCCACAUAUAGAUCGUGCUGCUGCUUUAAUGCUUACAUUUCCUAAUUACGGAAAAGACAAGUCUGUAUUAUAUCCUUCGCCAGAUAAAGUUGUUGAAUACGCCAUGAAGUUACGUGAAACUAAAGAAGAUUAUGGAACUGAGGAUAUAAAUCAAGAGUCUGAAAUGAGUAAACAACAACUAGAACAAUUAAAGCUGCUUGCUGAUCGUGAUCCUUUACAUGAACUUCAUGAGCAGGAGAAAAAGACAAUAUGGGCUUUGAGAAGACACUGUCUUCGUGAGAUACCAAGUUUGUUGUCAAAAUUGUUGCAAUGUGUAGAGUGGAAUGAUCAUGAAGAAGUUGCUGAGGCAACUGCUUUAGUACAGCAGUGGCCAAAAUUGCCUGUAGAAAGAGCCUUAGAAUUAUUAGAUUAUGCAUAUGCUGAUCAAACGGUUCGGAGUUUUGCAGUUCGCUGUUUAAAGGAUGUUAGUGAUGAAGAUUUAAGUUUGUUUUUGCUGCAAUUGGUUCAAGCAUUGAAGCAUGAAAAUUAUUUAUCGUGUGAUCUCACCGAAUUUUUAUUACGACGAGCGCUCAAUAAUCAGAGAAUAGGACACUAUUUAUUCUGGCAUUUAAGGUCUGAAAUGCAAGUAGCAUCUGUAUCAGUACGAUUUGGACUCAUUCUUGAAGCUUACUGCCGUGGUGCUCAGCAACAUAUGAAAAUUUUAUUCAAACAAAUGGAAUGUUUAGAUAAAUUAAAAAAUGUCUCUGAGCAAGUGAAGCAACGGAAAGAUCGUAAAUUAGCUCUUACAGCAUUUCAGGAUUAUUUACAAGAACCGCAUUGCCAAGAAGCUCUCUCCAAUAUUCUUAAUCCAUUGGAUCCAAGCUUUCGAUGGCAUCAAAUUAAAAUUGAGAAGUGUAGAGUAAUGGAUAGUAAAAUGAGACCCCUUUGGCUUGUGUUCGAUAAUUCGGAUCCUUUUGGAGACGAUAUUUAUUUAAUUAUGAAACAUGGAGAUGAUUUAAGACAAGAUAUGUUAACUUUACAAAUGUUAAGAAUAAUGGAUAAAUUGUGGAAGCGAGAAGGUUUAGAUUUACGUAUGAAUCCAUAUCGAUGCAUAUCUACUGAUAAUCGAGUUGGAAUGAUUGAAGUAGUCUUAAACGCUGAAACGAUUGCAAAUAUUCAAAAAGAGAAGGGAAUGUUUUCAGCUACAGCUGCCUUCAGACGCGGUUCUCUUCUUACUUGGUUAAAAGACCACAAUACCACAAAGGCCGCACUUGAUAAAGCAAUAGAAGAAUUUACGUUAAGUUGUGCUGGCUAUUGUGUAGCAACUUAUGUUCUCGGAAUCGCUGACCGGCAUUCAGAUAACAUAAUGGUCAAGAAAACUGGCCAAUUAUUUCACGUAGACUUUGGUCAUAUUCUUGGACAUUUCAAGGAAAAAUUCGGCUUCCGGCGAGAGCGAGUGCCCUUUGUACUCACUAAUGAUUUCGUUCAUGUUAUUAACAAAGGACAAACUAAGAAGGGUCAAGCUGUUGAGUUUCAACGAUUUCAGAAUUACUGCGAGACGGCUUUUUUAGUUCUUAGGCGUCAUGGUGGAUUGAUUCUGUCUCUUUUUGCUAUGAUGAUCUCCACGGGAUUGCCCGAACUUUCGUCAGAAAAGGAUCUUAAUUAUUUAAGAGAUACCUUGGUAUUAGAAAUGUCGGAAGCUGAGGCACAAAAACAUUUUAGAAGCAAAUUUGAUGAAGCUCUUUGUAAUUCGUGGAAAACUUCGUUGAAUUGGGCUUCUCAUAACAUGGCUAAAAAUAAUAAAACUACGUAAAAAAUAACGUAAGACUGCAAGUGCUCAGAAUUUAUAAAUUUGUUUAUGAUUAUUUUAUUAAGAGUGGUAGUUGUCAGCGAUUCAUUUAAUGAGAUUUCAUAGAUUUUCUGAUAAUAAUGAAAAUGAAGAUGAUAACAUACAUUGCCAAAUGUUUUGAAUAUUUUUUUUAUGAGUCUAAUGCUCACUACAAAAUGUACAUGUUAAUCCAUAUGCCUACAACAGUGUGAUUAUUCAAAGCAAUAUCAACUAUUUAAAUAAUUUAGAUAAAAACAACACAUUUUUCAUAAUGUAAUGUAAUCACUGGCUCCACUCAUUUGUAUUGUAUAAAUAAUAAUUAGGAUACAACUUUUUCAAUUUUUAAUCACAAUUGGUCAACUAUUCGUAUAAAUAGUUACAAUUGAAUCUUUUUCGAAUGAAACACUUACCAAAUAAAUCUGUAGAUUUUUAAAAAAAUUUUCACACACAAUAUUUAUAAUAAUAUUUUUUCGAAAAAUUCUUAAUGAAAAAAAAAAAAAAAUUACCAAUAACUACAUUUGCUUUGUAUAUUUGCUAGAACAGUUAGAUUUUCCAAAUGAACAGUAAAAUUAAUUAUAAAUAGUACAAUAAAUAAACACAAUAGGCACCACUUUUAAUAAUCAAUCACAUACGCAAGUGCCAAUAAAUUGUUAUUUUAAUUUUCAUUAAUUAUUUCGAAUUUAUAAAUCAUUUUAGAUAAUAUUAAUUCGCUGUUUAUCCAAGACUUUAUUGAUGCAAAUCAUUUUCUCAGAUACAAAAUUAUAACUGCCUAUCUUAUAGUUUUAAAGAUUUUUUCUUGUUCAAUUUCUGUAUUUAUAUUCAAUUAUAUAUCGUUAUUUAAUUUUUCCGUUGUUGCAAUAUACUCUAAAAUUCUUAUAUGAUUAUAAAAUAAUUGACCAACAUUUCUAAAAUUGGAUUAACAAAAACUUACAUUCAAGAUCACUCUAAUACAAAAUGAAAUAGCUUGAAGACUCAAAUUAAUGUUAUUUUUUGCCAAUAUUGUUUAAAAUUCACUGUUUACUAGAUACUAUCAAUUUUCUUCUUAUGAUGAAUAUUUGUGGUACCUUGUCCAUCGUUCACUGUAAAAAUAUCUUAUCAAGUAUUAAAAUAUAUUAAAAUAAUUAAGUUAAAUUAUUUUAACUCAAAAUAACUAGCAGUUUAUUUUUAUGACUAUUUAUUCUUAAAUAAAUGAUAUUAAAUAAAACUAAUAUUUUUUUGAACAAUAUCGGCUAAAAAUGGACUAUAAAUGAUAUUAAAUCGUUAAGCAUUUAAUAGAAGCUUCAUGAAUUUCAAUUUUUCACAAACAUGAAUAAAAUAUAGAUAUUGUAAUGGAAGGAAAAAAAGUGAACAAAAUUUUAGACACAGACUACAUUUUUAGGUUUGGUCGCGAUGCAACCAAGUACAAUGCAAUUAUAAUUAUGAUAAAUAUUUAAUAAUAUUACUCUUAUUAUCAAUAUUAUUAUUUUAAUAUUUUAUUAUAAUUAUUACUAUUAUUACAUUUAAUUGUUAGUUUUGCCACAAUCGUCGUUAUUUCUUUAAUUGUACUCCUCACUAUUCUUAUAUUAAUUAUAAUUAUGAUUAUUAUAUCAUUUAUAAUAAUUAAUUUAUCAUAAUUUAUAGGGUAAUUAUGUUUCUGGGAUAUGAUAAACCAUGCUCUGUUUAAAAAAAGUAAGAACAGCAUAAGUUAAUAUUUAGAUUUAUAUAAAUUACAUGUUCACUAGUUAAUUUAUUAACUAUUAGGUUGAUUUAUUGAGACAAAUUGUGCGUUAAAUUACACAAAAAUUUCGCAAGAGAUUUAAUUUUACGUAACUUUUAUGUAUUGUAUUAAAUUGUCAUUAUUAUUUUAAGUUACUAUCAUUUAUUGGGUGAAAUAAGUUUAGUUUAGUUUAUCUGUAAUUUCUAGCCGUUUUUUUAGUUAAUACACAGCAAUUGAAUUAGUCAGUAUAUAAGCAAGUCAACUUGUCAUAUGACUUGUUAAGAAAUUAAUGAAAAUGUUGUGAAAAUUAUUCGGCUAUUAUUAUGAUUAUCAUUGGAAUUUAAGAGAUAUGUACAUAAUUGUAAAAAAUGUUACGUUGAAUCUGUUGAAUAAAUUGAUCGAUUUUCAUUAAUUCUGGAUGAAAAAUUUAAAUCGAUCAAUUUUAGUAAAAAAAAAAAAAAAAAAUUGACCGUCGAUCGAUAAUCGACAAAAAUGCAAUUCAAAUCAUUAACAAAUUGUUAUUAUAAACGAAUUUGUUAUUCGUUUUUUUUUGUCGAUUUUCUGUUGGUCAGAUAUGAAUUAUUUUAAUUUAUAUCAUAAAUUUUUACGAGAUUAAUUGCAAAGAAUUAUUUAGGCAAGUAUAUACUGAAAUUGCUGAUGAACGCCAUCACUAUUAUUAUAAAUAUGCUUUGUCUAAUUAUUCUUGUAUAUACCGUUUAGCUUUUAAAAACCAAAUUCAAUGUAUUUCAAACGUUAUUUAUUACUUAUGUAACGAAAUGCAAACAAAUAGAAAUUCACAACGA